Molecule: messenger RNA, 3182 nt
Organism: Chelmon rostratus (copperband butterflyfish)
Lineage: Eukaryota; Metazoa; Chordata; Actinopteri; Chaetodontiformes; Chaetodontidae
Gene: coq10b
Product: coenzyme Q10B
Exons: 5
Coding region: 56-772 (238 amino acids)
Biological process (GO): ubiquinone biosynthetic process; cellular respiration
Cellular component (GO): mitochondrion
Molecular function (GO): ubiquinone binding
Source: RefSeq, a predicted model, not a curated record
UGCCUGUCAACUUCAUAACAGCAGGCGAGGAAAGAAAUCCGUCAAAGAAGGGACGAUGGCCAGAGGUAGUCGGAGCCUGAGGAAAGUAGCUGAGUACAUUAAGCAGAUACCUUCUACUUCCAGCCGGGAAAUACAGACUAGGAACAACGUAAGAUACCUGUCGUCAUGUGGCAUCCUGAUGACUCGUGUUCCUCCCCUGCUGGGUGCAGCCAUGCCAGGGCGUGGCAUCAUGUUGCCCGCCCGCAGCUUCUUCAACCUCGCUGAUUCCCUCUCUAAGAGGAAGGAGUACUCCGAGAGACGCAUCAUUGGGUUUUCCAUGCAGGAGAUAUAUGACGUGGUUGCUGGGGUGGAAAACUACCGCCUCUUUGUUCCCUGGUGUAAGAAGUCUGAAGUGGUGUUCAAGCGAGCCGGAUUCUGCAAGGCCAAACUGACUGUGGGCUUUCCACCUGUUGUGGAGAGCUACACCUCCCUCGUUACCACAGUACGCCCCCACCUGGUCAAGGCAUCCUGUUCAGAGGCUAAACUGUUCAACCACUUGGAGACAGUUUGGCGCUUCAGCCCUGGCCUCCCCGGCUAUCCUCGUACCUGCACUGUGGAUUUUGCUAUCUCCUUCGAGUUUCGUUCCCUCCUCCACUCCCAGCUAGCUCACGUCUUCUUCGAUGAGGUGGUGAAGCAGAUGGUUUCGGCGUUUGAGCGUCGUGCCUCCAAGAUACACGGUGCCGAGACGGCCAUCCCUCGAGAGCUCAUGUUCCACGAGGUCCACCACACGUAGCAUCACCCGCGCUGCACAAACACAGACACAAUGCCCAAUGCCAACGCCAGAGAGAAAAAUAAGAGAGAGGGAGUGAGGAGAGAAAGAAGAGACUAACUGUGUUCUAACUGAAAACUGCAGUGCCUUUCUCAUAGUAAUGAUCGAGUUGAUACUCGGCAAUUUCCUGCCUCAUUUUUAAAACUGAUGUGGAUCCAGAAGCUCAUUUUCACCUUGGUGCUAAACACACGCAGACAUGUUUCUAUUUCAGUCCAUUUCCAUUAUUAGAACUUAACAAUCUGUGUCUGGUUGCAAAGCUGAGGUCACAGGUUAUGAGUCGGUUUCCAGUGAGGUGAAACCAUGGCCUAACAGUGUUGUUGGUCAUGAUUGGUCAAGCAUGUACGUCAUCACAUCUGUAAAAAAUAGGUGCACUCAAUAGUUAAUUUCACUGGUCUAAUCACCAUUUCGCUACUACUGGCAGUACUGAAACAAACUUUAAUUUUACAAGCUGCACCAGGACCAGUACUGUACCAGUACAAGUCUUCCAAAGGCAAGUUCCUGUUAGUGUAUGUGGAUAAUAAUGUCCCCUUUCCAUCAAGGAGCAGUGGUCAACCAUAUGGGACAAAUUACCAUCAUCACAUUGUAUUCUGAUCAUCUCUUUGUGUGUGUGUGAGGGUGUGUGUGUGUGUGUGUGUGUGUGUGUACAGAGCAGGUGUGCACAGAGGCUCAGGUAAAGCUACUGGACGUUGCAGUGUGGGGAUAAAGAUCAAAGACUAAGUCUGACAUUGUGGUCAGUUUGGAUGAUGUGAAACAUUACGUUUUAUUUUUCUUAAUAUUAUUCACGCAAGAGUAUCUUUCUGUCUUUCUGAACAGAUUUAGGAUCGGAAAACAAUUUGGAUUUCAGGUGAAGGUGUCUGGUCAGUGGUGACAAUGAGCCGUACCUAGCAAGAGUUUUAAGUCACAGCCAGUUCAUUGAUCGUCCCAGAUCAACCCCAUUGCACAUUCCAAAUGCCUUGUACCUCCAGGUUCAGUUUGCUACACACUCCUUUCUCAGCAACAUGACAGUUGUCAAAUGUUGGGAAGAGUGUACGCUGUAACAGUUAUUUUCAUCACUGAUUUAUAUGCCGAUGAUGUUCUAUCUCAUUAGCACAUUUGACAAUCUGAAGCGUUUUAUUUUGGCAUUUUUGCUGAAAAAUGACGGAAAUGAUUCAUCAAUUGAAAUGGUCGAUCAACUAAUUGAUUAAUUGACUAAUAGUUACAGCUGGGGAAGAGCUGGGCAUUGGAUCCAUUGCUCAACAGCACUGUGAAACCACAUUGCCCACAGUUGUGUCGAGAGACCACAGCCAUUUAUUUCUAACCCUGGCUAUUCAAACAGUGGCUAUAGCAGGGCGGCAUGCUAAUGAGAGGAGCCUGUUUAUCACGAAUCAUUUCGUUACUUCUGUGGUUCUUGAUGUGCAGUGGAAAUGAAAAAAAGGACUAACACAAUUUGUGAAAGGUUCAAGAAGAUAGGAGGUUACAGUUGAGAUGGGUCAUUAGGUAUGGAUCAUGUUACUGCAGGUGCUCAUCCCUCAGAAACACAAAAUCAAGCAAAAUCAACUCAAUGAAUGUGGCUAAUGCACAGUUACAGUUACUCUGCUUUAUAAUAUUAAAAUGUCACCUCGACUGUCUCACCACACACUGCCACACACUGUUUGUUGUAAGAAUAUAUUCUAAGAAUAAAGGGCACUGGAAUCAUGCUUUUGAUUGUCAGACAUAGAGGAUGUGUACAAUGGCUGCAGAUACAUGUACUAAGUGUACUGUAAACUGUCAGGAGCACACACACCAUUCAAAGGACGCUGAACUUUUAUAUUGCUUUAUUUAUGAUGGGGGGAUGCUGGUUUUUUUUUCUCAAUGUCACAUACACUAUGCUCUCAUUAUUAAGGAGCAAUGCUGGACAGAAGAGUUGCUAAAUCAUACACCAGUGUGCAAUAUUAGCUGUAUAAGCAUUAUUGUUAAAUGUAGCUCAGCAAGCAUAUAUAGUAUACCCACUGUCUAUUUGAGGGCCCAAACUGGCUGGCUGGGCAGACGCCGGGUCACACACGUUGACCCGUCCUGUCAGUGUCUGAAACCUCCACGAUUCCAGCUGUCCGACCGACACCACUCACAGAGUGCCUCCCGGCCUGCUGGCAGCAUAUGUAUCUGUUUUUAAACAUUAUACUCAUUUUGUCAUAUUUAUUACUUGUUUAAGUGUAAAUAUUAGUUUGAAGAUCAUGUUAGAAAGACCUUCACUGCUUUUAAAGAAGAAUGUGUGUGUUUCACAGGAUGGGGAAAGAACUUGUGUAAAUGUUGGGUGUGUUGGGUGAUUUCAGAGAGUUGUACCUAUUGCAUGAUUUAUAAUCAUAUUUUUUUUCUAAAAAAAAGAAAAGAAAAAGAAACCCUGACUAAUGUUUUUACU